Molecule: messenger RNA, 2574 nt
Organism: Cyprinus carpio (common carp)
Lineage: Eukaryota; Metazoa; Chordata; Actinopteri; Cypriniformes; Cyprinidae
Product: trimethyllysine dioxygenase, mitochondrial
Biological process (GO): carnitine biosynthetic process
Cellular component (GO): mitochondrion
Molecular function (GO): iron ion binding; trimethyllysine dioxygenase activity
Source: RefSeq, a predicted model, not a curated record
GCAAGUCUUCAACAUAGUAGAAUCGGCGGAUUUGAGCGCUUGCGUGGACACCUCACGGACACAAGGGCGGGGAUGAAGUUCAAGUUUAAUGAUUAAUGCAAACGAGUAUAUAAGAAACGUUAAAGUCGUAAAUUGAGGUUCACCGAAGUUUCACGAUUGUCACCACCGCACGCGCGAGCUUGAAGUUCCGGAUCCAUCUCGCGUGAGAGUCGAGUGUGCGCAGCAAGUAACAUGCAUGCAGACACUGAUACACUGUCACCAUGGCUUUGAUAAGAUUGUUGACCAGACUGAGUGGAUAUGUGCACUUGAAACAAGGUUUGGAGUGUUUGGGAGCCAGUUCUCAGAGCACGAGAUUACAACAGCACACUGCAGCCCAUUCAUCUUCAUGCAACUAUCAGCUGCUGCCUGACUGUCUGGAGCUCAGCUACGGGGGUCUUGUAAUGCACUUUGACUACGUGUGGCUGAGAGAUCACUGCCGCUCGGCUUCAUGCUACAACUCAAAAACACACCAGCGAAACCUGGACACUGCCAGCAUUGAUCUGAACAUCAGGCCUUCAAAGAGCAGAGUGGAUGAGAACACCCUCUUCCUCACAUGGCCAGAUGGUCACAUCACACGGUACAAUCUAACAUGGCUGGCCCAGAACAGCUACGAGGGCCAGAAGCGAAGUGCCAUGCAACCUCGGAUCCUGUGGAGCGCAGAUAUCUACUCCAGCGCUCAGGUGCCUUCUGCCAGCUGGGACAAGUUCAUGAGCUGCGACGAGGAGCUGAAGAACUUCCUCAACAACUUCCUGCUUUACGGAAUUGCCUUCGUCGAAGGCGUCCCACCAACCCUGGAAGCUACUGAAACAGCGACCCAAAGAGUGAGCCUCAUCAGGGAGACCAUGUAUGGGCGGAUGUGGAACUUCACUUCAGAUUUUUCUCGUGGAGAUACAGCCUACACAAAGCUGGCCCUGGACCGCCACACCGACACGUCAUACUUUCAAGAACCCUGCGGCAUCCAGGUGUUUCACUGUCUGAGACAUGAAGGAACGGGGGGCAGAACUCUGCUGGUGGACGCUUUCCACGCCGCUGACGCAGUCCUCCAGCGAACGCCCGAGAACUUUGAGCUGCUUUCACAUGUGCCCAUCAAACACGAGUAUGUGGAGAACCUGAGUGAGCAUCGCAACCACAUGAUCGGCAUCGGCCCCGUGAUCAACGUCUAUCCGUGGAACAACGAGGUGUACAUGAUUCGGUAUAAUAACUACGACCGUUCUGUUAUCAACACAGUCCCUCAUGAUGUGGUGCGGCGCUGGUACACGGCUCACAGGCAGCUCACCGCUGAACUCAGGAGACCAGACAAUGAGCUGUGGGUCAAACUCAAACCAGGGAAGGUCCUGUUCAUUGAUAACUGGCGUGUUCUGCAUGGCAGAGAGUCGUUCACCGGCCUGCGGCAGCUGUGCGGAUGUUAUCUGACGCGUGACGAUGUGCUGAACACAGCUCGCUCUCUCGGUCUCCAGGCCUGAGCGCAUAAUGCUAACUAUCCAAACAUCAUUUACCAAAAACACCUUGAUUUCUCCAGCGUUAGGACAGCAGAGGAUCAUAACAGUAUUAUUUUAGUAUUACUAAUCAACUCGGCUCUUUGUUUGAAUGAUUUUAUGAUUUUUUGAGAUUAAAUGAGUUUGUUGUAGACGAUGCAUCUUUUGAUCCAUAACGAUUUCUUUCCACAGAAAAACAGAUGUAGUAAUAGACUUUAAUUUAAAUUAUUUUUAUUUUGUUGUUUUUUUUUUAGAAAUGGUCAGGACAUGCAUUACCUCAAGAGAAUAUGAAGUGAAAAGGCACUUAUUUUAAAAACGGUUAUGCUAUAAUGUCUGAUUUUAAGGUUUGGUUCACGCAGACAGACUAAAAGAUUAAAUCAGAAGAUCCUUUGUUUUGCAGAAUGAUGUUUGAAUCGUGGAAAUAGUUCACACAAACAUGAUAGUGUCCUGAUUAUUUACUUCAGCUGAAGAGAAAUUCAAGUUUUAGAGUAAAACAUGACAGGAUUUUUCAUCAUCUAAUGCAAGUGAAUGGUGCUCAUUGUAGACCAUUUUCAACGGACCAAAUCCGUAUCUAGGCAGAUUCAAACUAAUCCACAUGACCCUAGCUGACAAACAAAAGUCCUCUCCAAUGAUCAGACAAUUUUAGAAAAGAAUAAAGAAUUAUAUACUUUUUAUCUACAAAUGUCGGCAUUGGUCCAGCUCGUGUGACACAUGCAUGUUGUGAGGAUCAUGCAUGACAAAGACUAAAAGUUGUUGUUUUUGUGUCCGUUUAUUGUUCACAAUAACAAUUGUCUCGAAUUAAGCUGAUACUGUGAACUGUUCCUUUAAACGGUUGUCAAUGCUGGGUAUUUCUAUGGGUUUGUGACUUAAGAGCGAUAUGGGAAAGAUCUCACAGAGUUUAAAUGUAUAUGCUGUAUUGCAUUAAUCUUUGCGAGUUUUUUUUUUUUUUUUUUUUAUCUGUAGCAUUUUAACAUCCUGUAUCCUAUAUAAAAUGAUCUCAAAUGAAUGUACGCACAAAAAUACCAAUGUUACCUCUAGAAAAUAAAUUAAUCUCCUUGCA